AUGCAAUCAUCAAAUCUGUUGCAACAACCACUACAACCAACCGAUUUCACAUCGAUUCCACAUCCCACUGAAUCAGCAUCAGUUCAAUCGGAGCAAUUUUCAAGCACUUACAUCUUUAGUACUCAUGAAAGUGAGAUAUCAAACAACAUGAACUCCAAUAUGCCGUUGUGCGCGGAAAUUGAUCCGCGCGGUACGAUUCAAUCGUCCCCGAUUGUCUAUUCUCUAGUGCCGAUACCGGAGCAGGGAGAAAAAGUAUAUUACGAAUUGAAAACGUGUCAUCAAUCACAUCCAAGUGCUGAAACAAACAAUAUGACAGCGCAUGCCAUAUCAGCCGGAUUUCAACAACCGCAAUCAUUACAGCAACCAGUCCUGGAUCUUGGUAUCCCGACGGUUGCGGAAUAUUCAAUGAAUGAACAACAUCAAGUUUUAGUGGCACCGAACGAAGGACAAGAGAGAAUCUUCAAGUUGGAGGAAAAUCGACCGGUAGACAACAGAUUAACGAGGAUUAAACGAUCUACCACAACAACGAGAGCAAAGUCAAAGGAUCUUUGCGUUGUUUGUGGUGAUACUGCAUCUGGCAAUCACUACAAGGCAUUAACCUGUGAAGGAUGUAAGAGUUUCUUCCGACGAUCCAUGCAGCGGAAAGAGAUGUAUAAAUGCCAGCGGAAUGGCGAUUGUCCGAUAACACCGAAUACCAGAAGUAAAUGUCAGAUGUGCCGUUUAGCAAAAUGUCUCGAGAUGGGAAUGGAUCCGAAUUCUGUGUGCAUGAAAGAGCAAGAAUAG
Messenger RNA from Acanthocheilonema viteae, 783 nucleotides. Lineage: Eukaryota; Metazoa; Nematoda; Chromadorea; Rhabditida; Onchocercidae. The record is from the annotation of a GenBank genome assembly.